Messenger RNA from Trifolium pratense (red clover), 2473 nucleotides. RefSeq names its product pentatricopeptide repeat-containing protein At1g73710-like. Bases 108 to 1553 code for a protein of 481 amino acids. Lineage: Eukaryota; Viridiplantae; Streptophyta; Magnoliopsida; Fabales; Fabaceae. Gene Ontology annotation, molecular function: protein binding. The transcript has a single exon. The record is from RefSeq and is a predicted model, not a curated record.
AGCGGGAAUUCACUUUAAAAAUCAUAAUCUUAUCCAAUCCAUUUCCACCCUUACUCUUUCAUUCUUACAGUUUCUCUUCUCUUCUUCACUAGAACAAAUAAUCAAACAUGUCAUGUGCAGAUAAAUUUUCUGUAAGUUCUUCUUCUUCUCUAUCAUCUUCUUCAAAAUUUGUUUCUACCAUUUUCACAAAACCUCAUUUGGGUCAUUUUCCACCGCUUAAUCCAAGAUGGAUUUUUCCCCCUCUUACUUGUUUCCGUUCAAAGACUCAACCUUUACCCACUAAACUUUCUUCCUUUACUAACAACAACAAAAUGAACAAAUAUGAUUUAAAUUUCAUUUUAAAGUCUUUGGAAUUGUCUAAUGAUGUUGAACAAACCCUUGAUUCGUUGUUUUAUGAUUAUGAGCAUAUUAUUAUUAGUUCAUCAAAAAUCACUGUUAUUCUUCGAGAACAGCGAAAUUGGGAACGCGUUGUUAGGGUUUUUAAGUGGUUUAAAUCUCAAGAAGGUUAUUUUCAUAAUGUAAUUCAUUAUAAUGUUGUGCUUAGGGCUCUUGGUAGAGCUCAUAAAUGGGGCUUAUUGAGGCUUUGUUGGAUUGAUAUGGCGAAAAAUAAUGUUUUGCCAAAGAACACUACUUAUAGCAUGCUUGUUGAUUGUUAUGGUAAAGCGCGUCGUACAAAAGAGGCUCUUUUGUGGAUUAAGCAUAUGAGGAUGAGAGGAUUAUUCAUUGAUGAGAUUACUAUGAGUACUGUUGUUAAGGUUUUGAAAGAUGUUGGUGAGUUUGAUAGAGCUGAUAGGUUUUAUAAGAAUUGGUGUAGUGGGAAGGUUGACUUGGAUGAUCUUGAUUUUGAUUCCGAUUCGAGAUCAUCAUUGGUACCUAUUGGUUUCAAGCCUGGGGAGCUGUUUAAGAUAGGUGGAGGUAUUCGGGAUUCAAAUUCUAUGUUGUCGAUGUAUAUAGAGAAUGCUGGUCCUCAGAAACCUCGAAAUACUACCACUUACAAUACCCUCAUAGAUUUGUAUGGCAAGGCUGGACGACUAAAAGAUGCUGCUGAAGUCUUUGAUGAUAUGAUGAAAUCUGGAGUUGCAGUCGAUAUUUUCACUUUUAAUACUAUGAUCUUUAUUAGUGGAGGUCGUGGCAAUUUGUUGGAAGUUGAAUCUUUGCUUGUUAAAAUGGAAGAGAAGGGUAUAUCCCCUGAUACCGGUACUUAUAACAUUUUGUUGUCUUUGUAUGCUAAUGCGGGGAAUAUCGAUGCUGCUCUUUCUUGUUAUAGAAUGAUUAGAGAGGAUGGGCUCUUCCCAGAUGCUGUAACUUAUAGAGCUCUUCUUGGUGUGUUAUGCACGGAAAAUAUGGUUCAGGCAGUGGAAGCUGUGAUUGAUGACAUGGAGAAAUCUUCUGUUUCUGUUGAUGAGCAUUCUCUUCACAAUAUUGUGAAGAUGUAUGUUAAUGAAGGAGAUCUUGAUAAAGUAAAUGACUUGCUUCAAAAGUUUAUGACAAAUAAUGGAAAGUACCUUAGGAAUAAUGUAAAGCAGUUAGAAGAGUCGAUAAAAACAAAUUAGUAACGUUUGAAUAAAGCAGAGUCCAUUUGAAGUGUCAGUGCUACAUAGGUCAAAUGUGAUUUUAGGAAUAGUAAUUUUGUUAUAAACUGAAAAGCUUAUAUCGAUUUUUGCAUCAAAUUGGGUCUUGGUAGAUAACCACAAGUUUAUUUUUAAUUUCAUGAUUCUAACUCUAUCACAGAACAUUAUUUAUAAUUCUUGGUAUUUUUAUGCACUAUUGAAGUGCAAGUCUGCAACACAUAGUCGUAUCAUGCUAUUAUUAGCUUAAAAAAGGAACUGAAAUUAGAAUAAUGUGAUGUGAUGACAUUUAAGAUGUGUCCAUGAGUAAGUAUGGGGAUUUGAGGGUUCAGGUUUCAACCACGUUGAUCAGCCUUGGAGCUGAGUUUCGAAAGCUGUUGGUGAUCGGAGAACAAGCAAAUGCUCCAGCAGCAGAUCAAAAUCUCAGUGCUCAUAUGCGGUCCUCAAGGUCGAUUUUGAGAAGAGAUUCUCAAUUGGUGCAUGUCAGCGUUAAGCACUUCACCAAAAGUCUGCAGUGUCACAUGGCUAAACCGGACGGUGCUUUCUAUGGUAUUGCUCCUCAGGGAAAUUGUUUGACGGUUAUAUUCCAAGUUUUCAUCGCCGGCACCCAUCAGACUGAUAAAUCAAUCAGCUAUCGUUGCAGGCUUCCUGAACUUGACACUGGUACUAGUUGAAAUCCAAGUCUCUUUUGACUGUGUGUAAAUUCUCUUUUUGCUGAGCCUAGCAGUUUAUUUUGGGGAAAUAUAAAGUUGAUAAACUAAUUGCUUCAUAAGCCAUUAACUAGAGAAUAUCGUACUUGUUUGAUUUUCUGUAUGUGUAAUUAAGACCAUGUUUAUGUUACAUCAAUAUAACUUGUUUGUAUGAUUACUUGGCAAAUGCUAUGGCAAUACAACUUGCCCUUUUUC